AGGUGCGCGUCUGGCUCGUGGCGACCGGCCGCCAUGCCCCGGCCGCUCGCGUGGACGAGGCUCAGGAACGAGGGCAGCGUCGUGGUCUCUCCGCGGAGCGGGCACACGCUCACGGCAACCAGCGUGGGCUUCGUCCUGUAUGGCGGCAUGGACGGGCGGCGCAACGACCUGGGCAACCCGGCCCCGAACAGCGACCUGUUCGUCCUCAAGCUGGGGCCGAAGGGCACGUUCGAGUGGAACGGGGUCGAGAUAGACGCUGGCUCGCAGACCCCUCCCGUGCGGACCCUGCACACGGCCGUGGCGGUGAGCUCCGACGAGCUCUUCGUCUUCGGCGGCAUCCACUCCACGACGCCGUACCAGGCCCUGAACGACGGCUGGACCUUGGACACCACCGGCUUCGAGUGGAGGAGGUGCCAGUUCAAGACGGCGAAGCCAGAGCACAAGGGUUCGUACUUGCGCCGGAUGACCGGCAAGAUCCCGGAGUAUCUCAUGCAGAUGCCAUCCAAUAGCCUUCCCAGCCAGCCAAGGAACAACAGCGCGUCCAAGAAGCCGAAGCAGCGUGCAGCCAGCGUCACCUUCGAGUCGCUGGCCCUGGCGGCCUCCCGCGCCGUCACCGACCGCGCGCUCACGGGCGGGGGCGCCCAGGCCGUCAAGAACUCCAUGCGCGGCACCAUGGGGAUCACGAACUCGACCACCUCGCCAACCACGUCCUGGGGAAGAAAGGCAUGGAAGAAGAUCCUGACCUCCAAGAGGGGAUCUGUCGCUCCUGGAGCAGGUUCCCCGGGCGACUCGGUCAGUCCUGGCGUGACAGCUGCGUCGAAAGCUCGCGAGAUGAAGAUGCGCCAGAAGAAGGCCCAGGGGCCGAGCCUCAUGACUUCCGAGG
Messenger RNA from Prorocentrum cordatum, 883 nucleotides. NCBI's taxonomy places the organism in Eukaryota, Dinophyceae, Prorocentrales, Prorocentraceae. The record is from the annotation of a GenBank genome assembly.